CAAGCACAAGUCCGCCGACAAUGGCAUCGAUGACAUUGAAAAAUAUCAACCCGAACAUACUCAAGGUGGAGUACGCUGUUCAAGGUCCCUUAGUGGCUCGAGCUGGUGAAAUAGAAGAAGAAUUAAAAAGGGGAGUGGAAAAACCAUUCAAGAAUGUAAUAAGAGCGAACAUUGGAGACGCACAAGCCAUGGGACAGGUUCCAAUCACAUUUAUAAGACAGGUACUAGCUUGUAUUUCGUAUCCAGAACUCAUUGGAGAAGGAAAUUUUCCUGAAGAUGUCAAAGAAAGAGCUCGAGAAAUCUUAAACAGUUGCAGUGGGGGCUCGAUAGGAUCUUAUUCAGCACCGUACGGUAUUGAUCACAUCCGACGCCACGUCGCCGAGUACAUCGAAAGACGAGAUGCCUUGCCGGCUAACUGGCAAAAUGUGUUUCUCUCUGCCGGCGCGUCCACAGCGAUAAAGUAUUGUUUGCAACUAUUUAGUAACGAUACGCAUGGGAAAAAGAAUGGUGUUUUGACUCCCAUUCCUCAAUACCCAUUAUAUUCUGCUUGCUACGCGAAGUACGGCCUUACCCAAGUGGGUUAUUAUUUGGACGAGACCACUAACUGGAGUCUCAGAAUUGAAGAGUUAGAGCGACGAAUAAACGAGGCUGAGAAGAGGUGCAAUGUGAGGGCACUUGUGGUUAUUAAUCCAGGAAAUCCAACGGGACAAGUUUUAAGUCGUAAUAAUAUGGAAGAUAUUAUCAAAUUCGUCUACAAGCACAAUUUACUUCUUAUAUCUGAUGAGGUCUACCAACACAAUAUAUAUGCUGAAGGUAUCCAAUUCUUCUCUUUCAGAAAGGUUAUGAUGGAACUAGGCGCACCGUACUCAUCGAUCGAGCUGGCUUCGAUCAUGUCGGCAAGUAAGGGCUACAUGGGAGAAUGCGGUCUGCGUGGAGGCUGGGUGGAGCUCACCAACUUCCAUCCCGAUGUACAAGCGCAACUGUAUAAGUUCAUGUCGGCCAUGGUGUCACCGAAUAUAUUGGGGCAGGCCGCCAUUGACUGCGUGGCUAAGCCACCUUUACCUGGAGAGCCAUCAUAUGAUUUAUGGCUGCGCGAAAAGGCAUCAGUGCUUGCGUCCCUUAGAGAACGCGCCAAGAUGAUAACUGAUGGCCUUAACGCAGGCCAGGGAUUCAAAUGUAACAUAGUGCAGGGAGCAAUGUACGCGUUUCCUACUAUUAUUCUGCCUCCGAAGGCCGUUGCAGCAGCUGAAGAAGCCAAACAACCACCUGACGUUUUCUAUGCUUACAGGCUCUUAGAAGAAACUGGUAUUUGCGUGGUUCCUGGCAGCGGGUUCGGCCAGGCUCCGGGAACUCAUCACAUUCGAAUGACCAUUCUGCCGAAGACGGACGAUCUUCGCACUAUGAUUCAUAGUAUUAAAACCUUUCACCAGAGCUUUAUCGAGCGAUAUACCUAAUAAUGAAGCUACGUACAUACUCGCUAUGUAAAAAUUAUGUAAAACAUUUACAAUUGUGAGUGAACGGAAAAGGUAAAAAAAUGUAACCAUGAUAAUGGUACAAGUUUGCUUUCGAACAGGAGUUGGAUACGGGAUACACAAUAAACAAAUAACUUCUGUCUCCUCAUUAAAUGUUUCACUUUAUUGUUCACGUUUUGUUUUAUAAAACAUAAACAAAUCAUGAAAACAGCUAUUUAUUGCUUAGAAUUUGUUCCUUAACCUGGUACAUUCUACUUGUUUUAUCAUCAGAUCACAAUAUACAUAUGAUAAUGUUGUAAAACUUUUAUCAGUAGGUUAAUAGCAUCACCUCGUGAUUAACUACGAUACCAAUAUUAUGAAACGACAAGUUUUACGAGGCUGAAUUAUUAUUUUUGGAUAAUGACUAGUGAAUAAAGACCAAUGAAGGUUAUCAAAGACUGUAACGAUGGUCUCUAUGAAGUCUGUGUACACUGGCGUCUGAGACAAGGGAUGAAUAUCUAUAAAUUUUAACGUGAUUUUUAUAUUUUAUCAUCGAUGUGUAAAAAAAAAUAACGAACAAGAUUUAUAUUAAAUAUGUCCGGUAUUUUAUAUAUGUUAAAAUUAUGAUUUCAAUAAUUGUAGAAGAUCAUUAAUUUUUUAAAUGAAAUUAAAUGAACUGAAAUACUCCUGACUUCAGCUGUCACUAGAGGAAGAGGAAAAUAGACAUUUAAAUAUAUUUUAUUUUCUGCUUCCAAUCCCAUACACGUCGUUUAAAAUUUUAACUUUCAACUGUAGGUUCGUAUUAUUUUACAGAAGCCUAAUUCUGUGAUGCGAUGAAUGAUCAAGUGUGCGGGAACAUAUUUUUUUUAUUAGCGUUUACUUUACGGUGCGAAAUCAAAUAAAUAUGUAUGCUGGUUUAAAAGUCACAUUCUUGCAACCAAAUUGCUUUUAAUUCAUGCAUAAAAGUAUUUUACUGAUAACUUUAAGACAUUCGUUAUAAUGUAUAAGCGAUAAGUGUUGUGUUGUCUUAGCGAGAUGAACUUUUAAUUUUUGACAGCGGUUAGGAGAUUUUUCAUGUAUAAUUAUUAUGAACGGAAAUAAAACUUUUAA
Molecule: messenger RNA, 2561 nt
Organism: Danaus plexippus (monarch butterfly)
Lineage: Eukaryota; Metazoa; Arthropoda; Insecta; Lepidoptera; Nymphalidae
Product: alanine aminotransferase 2-like
Exons: 10
Coding region: 21-1454 (477 amino acids)
Biological process (GO): biosynthetic process
Molecular function (GO): L-alanine:2-oxoglutarate transaminase activity; pyridoxal phosphate binding
Source: RefSeq, a predicted model, not a curated record